AUUCAACGAGAGAGCACUUCAUAUUUACGAGCCUGUGGCCAAGCACUGAAACCUUGCAAAGAUGGAUAGCAAACCAAGCAUGGAUGAAGUUACUGGUUUUGACAAGACCAAGUUAAAGAAAGCGGAGACGGUGGAGAAGAACCUACUGCCCACAAAAGAAACAAUUGCAGAGGAAAAGAAAUUUACAGAGAAGUCAUGAAACUGAUCCUUCCAAAUAUGCACUGUACAUUCCACAAGCAUUGCCUUUUUCACUUCUUUUAGCUGUAACUUUAACAAGAUGAAUUGUGAUUGAAUGAGGGAAAAUGAACUGAGCUGGCUACACCCUUUUAUGGCCGAAAUUCACUACUCCUGAUCUUGGGACAUCAGCUGUCUAAUUGCUGCAGCUUUGAGUUUUUUUGUUGUUUUUUUUUUUUUUUU
Molecule: messenger RNA, 417 nt
Organism: Polypterus senegalus (gray bichir)
Lineage: Eukaryota; Metazoa; Chordata; Cladistia; Polypteriformes; Polypteridae
Product: thymosin beta-11-like
Exons: 1
Coding region: 62-199 (45 amino acids)
Biological process (GO): actin filament organization; regulation of cell migration
Cellular component (GO): cytoplasm
Molecular function (GO): actin monomer binding
Source: RefSeq, a predicted model, not a curated record